This is a messenger RNA of Xenopus tropicalis (tropical clawed frog), 4096 nucleotides long. RefSeq names its product SSX family member 2 interacting protein (gene ssx2ip). Gene Ontology annotation, cellular component: adherens junction; centriolar satellite. The coding region runs from base 229 to 1905 and encodes 558 amino acids. The record is from RefSeq and is a predicted model, not a curated record. NCBI's taxonomy places the organism in Eukaryota, Metazoa, Chordata, Amphibia, Anura, Pipidae. The transcript has 14 exons.
CUCUCGCGAGAUGAGAUUUCCGAUGUCUGGGUUCGCUGUCCAGAAGGAGUCAAGGAGCUAGACGCUAACAGCGCUGCGGGACUUUUAAACCGCGAUACAGGAUUGUGGGCUGUUUUGAGAAAAGCGGGACUGACCCGGGAAAAGCUGGACUUUUUGGCGGAAAUGGCUGCUUGACUGUAAUACCUUCAAACUUUUGCAUGGUCUACUCUUUGCCAUAAUAUUCAUUUCAUGUUUAUUGCUAUGGGAGACCGGAGAACCAUCAGUUUGCCAGAAUCAGAUAAGGUUUUACAACAGUACAGUUCUGAGCGUGUUUCUCCACCAAGUCUUCUACAAUCCCCUUCUCUUUCUGUAGCCAAUAACCUGUCUGACAGCGUUUAUACUUUCUGCACCGAAGACAACCUAGAGCAGUGCAUUACAUACAUUGAUCAGGAGCUUAGAACCUUAGGCUUUCCAACAGUGCAAGUUGUAUCCAAGAAUGGAGAAGGAAGAAAAUUGCAUUUGGUGUCUAUCAUCAACUGUAUUCAUGAGCUACUUCAAAGAAAUUCCCAAAAUAUGCGAGGCAAAGAAGAAGUAGAAACACAGAUUCUGAAAAUAAAUGGUGACCUGGAGCAUCUACAGAGUAUUCAUCAGAGGCAGAAGGACCAGCUGGAAGCCACAAGGCGAGAAAACUGUGCUCACCAGGAGAGGGAUCGUCAGAUGCAGUGCAAAAAUCGUAACCUUCUCCAGCUGCUUAAGAAUGAAAAGGAGGAGGUGCAAAAGCUACAGAAUAUAAUUGCAAGUCGUUCCACACAAUUUAACCAUAGUGUCAAGAGAAAAGAGCGAGAGUACAACAAACUGAAGGAGCGGCUGUAUCAGCUUGUGAUGGACAAAAGAGACAAAAAAAUUUCAAUUGAUGUGCUGAAUUAUGUUGGCAGAGCAGAUGGAAAGAGGACAUCUUGGAGAACAGGCAAGACUGAUGCAAAAAAUGAAGAAGAAAUGUACAGAGUUCUUUUAAAUGACUAUGAGCAACGUCAGAAGCAGCUAAUGGUAGAAAAUGCAGAGCUGAAGAAAGUCUUGCAGCAAAUGAAGAAAGAAAUGAUUUCCAUCCUUUCCCAACGUAAAACAAAAGAAAAACUAGAUGAUAGUAUUGGCACAGUUGCUUCAGACAUUGAAGAGGAGGUAGCUGAUACCAGUAAAGAGAACCUGUCUGAGUUAUCCUGUGAGGCAGUGCGUGAACAACUAGUUAGUAGCAUCCGCCAACAGUGGCGUAUACUAAAAAGCCACAUGGAAAAACUUGGCAAUCAGGCAUGCCUUGUAAAUGUGACUACUCCUGAUCAAAAUGGCAUGAUAGCAAGAGUGGAUCAUGAACAAGAGCUUGAAAAACUAACACGUGAAAUACAGCAAUGUAAAGAAACCAUUAAAAGCCAACAGCAACUCCUAAAGCAGCAGCUUAGUGUACCUCGUGAUGAUGACACCUCAACACUUCUGCAGGACUGCUAUCUACUGGAAGACAAAGAGCGUCUCCAGGAAGAAUGGAAGCUUUUUAAUGAGCAGAAAAAAAACUUUGAGAAAGAAAGAAGGAAUUUCACAGAAGCUGCUAUCCGCCUUGGGCAUGAGAAAAAGGCCUUUGAAGAAGACAGAGCAGCUUGGUUAAAGCACCAGUUCCUGAACAUGACACUGUUUUCCGACCACAAGAAUUUGGAAGAAAGGAAAGCACAUGGAGUUCACUUCAGUCCUGAGCAAGACCAUUGCAGACUGCAUAGCCAUCCUCAUGAUAGAUACCUUGUAUCGUCAGGAGACCAUUCCAGACACCCAAGGAAAACACUGCCCAUUACACCUUCUUCAAAGCACAGUCUGACUCAAAGAGAAAGCAUUGCAUGGAGAGAUUCGAGCAUUAGUCCAAAUGGCAGUGACUUUGCAAAUUAAUUCCAGCUCCAGGCCGGGUCUGCAUGUCUGGGAGAAGAAAUCUUAAGCACUUGCACAGACAGGCUUAUGUCUUGGUUAUUCUUAGCUUUGUUUGCUGUAAAAUACCAAAGCAUUUCCCAUUUAGCAACUCUAUCUGAUGAUCUUCUACUAAAUUAGCAGCAGUUUAUAUGGCUUUAUAUAGCAUUACAGGAUUUACCGAAUUAGCACACAAAAUGGGGACAACGCUGUCAGUGCUACUGGUCCCAGCAUUGUUACUUGUGGGUCGAGUUGUAGUGUGAAGCUUGCCUCUACCUAACAUUGUAUAUUAUGUCUUUUCUUUAAGGGCUCAAUGUAUCUGGCAUAGACCAUUAAUAUCAGAUUACACACUGAAGAUCCUUUACAGUAACAAAUGUUAUGGUUUUUUUUUACAUAAUACGCCCACAUGCUCUAUCAAACAAUAUUUCUUGUCAAAGUAGAGAUUUAAUGGCAAUUUGCAUGCUCCAUUUGUGCAGGUUCAUUAUCUAGCUUGUUCUGGAAAAGAUCAACAAAACAUUUUGCUAACUGGUCUUAUAUUGCCAAACUGACUGCCUGUCACUAUAAGCUUUUUCUUAUCCCUAAUCUUGACAUAUUGUGUUAGCUACUUUUUAUGUUGUUCCUGCAGUUCUCAAAUCUGUACCUCAAGGAGUAGUGGCCUGAGGGUGACUUUAUGCUUGUGGUUUACAUUGGUGAAUGUUUUUAGCAAUCUCUAAUUAGCACUUUAUUCAGAUUUUUAAAAUGAAUGCUGGAUUUCCAUCCAGAAAACCUAUCCAGUGAACACAAAAAUUUGCCCUUCAUGCAAUUUCAAUGCAUUGAUAUGUUUAUAUAAUGACUGGAAUUGAUGUUUAAUAUUAACGGAAGUCUCUUGUGUUCUGGCCUUUAUGUGUAAUGUAUAUAGUUUUUUUUAUUUUACAAUUUUUAGCAAGGGCAUUUUGGUGAAUGUUUAGAAUCUUUGCACUACACACACAAGUUCAACUUGAACUGUACCAAGUUCAGAACACAAAGUCCGGUAUUUCUGUGAAUCUGGCCUUAAUACCUGGUCAAUCAAGAAUCCUCUUUACUCAUCUAAACAUACUCUUAUUGGUGUUUUUAACUUUCAUUUGCUUUGUUGUAAUUGGUAAAAUCCAUACAUGCUUUGUUUUUUUAUUUCCUUGCACCCUUAGCACAGAUUUAGAUUCUAGAAUGCCCCUUAUUUUGAUUUAUAAGCAUUUUCUGCCAACUUGACCUUCACAUUAUGCUAUUUUGGCUUUUCCACUGCCUGUCAGCACUCUUCCAUAUUGGCACCGAAAUUUUCAAUUUUGACAUAACAUCAGCAGUCUGAAAAGACUAUCACUGUGCUGUAUGAUCAAAAUCAUCCAAACUGCCCUACCAAAUCUAGCCUUUUGUAAUUGGCUUGAUCGGUUUGUGAGCAAAACCGAACAAAUCUGUUUUCCCAGUAGAGCAAUUCUGCUUUUAAUUAACAGUAAGAACUUUUUCUCUCAUUUUUGCAGAAAAACACUAGUAAUUAUUUGUGUUGAUGCUUUGGUGCAAAUUGCUGGUCUUGGAGCACAAGUUAAUAAUAAUCGCUAUUUUCUUAUUUGUGCCAAAGUACCAAGACUCAGAUUAGGGAUACAGUCUGGCAUUCUGUUACUGCUUUUUUCCUGCCAAACAAUGCCAUUUAAGUAACCAGGCCCAUUUGUGGUUAGUGGAAUAAAGCCUACACAUGCUCUGUUUCAGAAAUGCACUAUUUCUUUCAUGGAAUGGAAAUAACUGAUAAUAAACAGCUGCAAGAUCCCUUCUGUAGAAAACUUUAAAUACUUGAACCGUAGGGACCCAUUUACCAUUACUUUCUAUUUUUGUUUGUUUUACUUACCGCUAUAAUCCUAUGAUUUUUUUUUUUUGUGUGAAUUGUAAUGUAAGAAAUGUAUGUAUAUAAGGUAAUGCAAUGUAGCUCUGGUGCAGUGUGAUAUGUGAGAGAAUGAAAUUGAUGCCAACCAGUGAGCAGUAGCAUGUUAAAUGGAAGUGUGCCUUUAUUUUAUGCUGCUCUAUUGCAUCUAAAAGCAGCCUUACUACCUCUGCACUGUAAGUGUAUAUUUUUUUAGAUGAUUUCACACUCUGAUUUAUACUAUUUAGAUUUGCUAAUGAAGUUCAAUUUUAUGUAGAAAAACUAUUGUUAAUAAAAUAACCUUUAAAACUG